Chara braunii is the source of this 2085-nucleotide messenger RNA. NCBI's taxonomy places the organism in Eukaryota, Viridiplantae, Streptophyta, Charophyceae, Charales, Characeae. The record is from the annotation of a GenBank genome assembly.
GCCAUAUUCGAAUGGCCGCGGCAAUUUCAGCCACCUGAUCGGCACGUUGCUGUCUCGUAUUAAAAUUCCCUGUUUUCAAUUAAAUUAAUAAUUCAUCUGGCAACCGUCGAUUCCAGGAAAAGCCCACCCCGGUCGGUCCGCAUUCCGCCACAGUCUACUCCGGGCCUGGUUUUCCCAUGUCGUCCAACCGCCAUUCUCCAGUCGUCUCCACGGGCUCGGGUUGCAGAACAAAAACACACCGGAAAGGAUCGCCAUGUGAAAUUCGACCUUCGACUGUAGUCUCUUUAAAGGAAGUAAAGGGCGACGUAAAGUUUGGGCCGCCCGACAGCGUGAAGGCAGGGAAGAUGGUGGAGGCCGCCUAUCCGACCAUCUUCAGUGUCGGUUGUACGGCACAUGCGCUGGACCUGGCGCUGGAGGACAUAUACAAGGAAAUGCCUUGGAUGGAACAGGUCGUCGACGCUUGCAACAAGGUCGGCCGUUUCUUCUCGAAUGUGGACAAGGCAAGGACCUUGUUCCACCAUUACUCCCCGAAGACAAACCUGAAGCAGCCAGCAGCAACCAGAUUCGCAACCAACUUCGAGAUGCUGCAGUCGCUGAAGGAAUUGAGGAAUGCUCUUGAUCGUUGCGUGUGCGACGCGGGAUGGGUAGCCAAGAUGGUGAGGAGUGACCAGUUACUGGCAAUGCACGAGGUAACAACCAUCAUCCGCGACAAGGGCGACUUUUGGAGCAAUGUGCAGAAGGCGCUUCAUGUGAUGCCGCCAGUGGUGGAGUUGCUCCGUUUGGUGGAUGGGCAAGGAGCAACCAUCUCGAAGGUUUACUUCAAGAUGGAUCGGGUUGUGCAGGACCUGCGUGCCCUGGAAUGCUUGUUAGAGGAGGAACACAAGGCGGUGGAGCGCAUCCUCAUGCGGCGCUGGGCAUUUUCGACAUGCGAGUUACAUUGCGCUGCAGCCUUUUUGGAUCUUGAGCAUCGGAUGCACAACGCAGAUCGCGACCCAGAGGUCCGUGCGGGGUUCAACAUCUGGUUGUACUCAUGGAUGCCUCGACAUCGGCUCUACGUGGUCAGCUCCCAGGUCGACCAAUGGGUCAAUGCUUUGAGAGGGUUCUCGGCGGAGCAGGCUUGCGAACAAGCCAACCACCAACCGCCAGCUUUGUGGUGGGAGGCGUUCGGCUUGAAGCACGGCUUCCCCGCACCACAAGAGAUCAAAUUGCUUGGCCAGGCAAGCUCCUUUGCCGCUUGCAAGCAGAAUUGGAGCUUAUCUAUUGAAGGAGGCAGACGGAGUUGUUGUCAGAGAGGAUGGCGAAACUCGUCUACAUCAGCUGGAAUGUUCGGCUCCUGAGGAGGAUUCAGCGCUGCGAGGGGGAUGACACCCACAUUCCAUGGGCGGACGACGUGCCGGUGAAGAAGGAGAUGGAGGAGUGGUAUGUGUGGUGGUUGGAGCGGGUCAAUGAGGAUGUCGACCACGAGGACAUUGUGUAGGUCGACUUUGAUAAUGACUGAGACGAGAUCCCGAUGCGGAUGACUUUCGCUCAAUAACGAAGUUGACGACACGCUGAUUGAGGAGGAGGAAACUGAACUUGUUGGAACAAGGCACUGCGACUGGCACGAGUGCACAAAGCUUGGGAAGCACCGCCAACAAGAGUUGCGCAGGAGAUCUGGUUGCCAGCUGCCUGAGCCUGGAGAGUUGUACACAGAGGCAAGCUACGCUCUCCCAAUGGAAGCACGACGAGCAGGCACGUGGGUGCAGGGCCGGGACGAGGCGCCAAGAAAGAGGAGAGGGAAAGCCAAGGGCAAACAAACAGUGGUGGAUGAUGAUCCGCUCGCGCAGAGUGGGAAGAGGAAGGCUGUUUAGCAAGAACAACCACCACCGAAGAGGGGUCGUCCAACUUUGGUAGAACAGGCGGCACUCAGGGCGCAGGUGGCUGAAGAUAAGGCUGUUGCUGCAGCUGCUGCAGCAAAAGCUGCUGCUGACAAAGUUUCAAAGGUGGCUGAAGACAAGGCUGUUGCUGCAGUUGCUGCAACAAAAGUUGUUGCUGACAAAGUCGCAAAGGCCAAAGCCAGAGCGACAAUGAAAGCUGCCACAAAGA